Daldinia vernicosa is the source of this 663-nucleotide messenger RNA. RefSeq lists its product as uncharacterized. Lineage: Eukaryota; Fungi; Ascomycota; Sordariomycetes; Xylariales; Hypoxylaceae. The transcript is spliced from 4 exons. Bases 1 to 663 code for a protein of 220 amino acids. The record is from RefSeq and is a predicted model, not a curated record.
AUGGAUUACCACUAUCCGCCUCUAAGGGAGCUUGAACACUCUGCCGUCUUCGAGACGAUAGAGGGUGCUAGCGUUUUUCAAAUCCUUGAAAGUUGCAUUACGUUCAGCUCCGAACCCGCAGAAGCUGGAAACGCCCUGGAUCGUGCUCUAGGACACAUCUUAACUCACCCAGAAUCUCUCCGUAAUCUCUGGCGAGCUUUUAUCGAAAUUGUCUGCCAAGUACCAGCCUACGAUGUUAACCAAAAAAGGCUUGUGCAAGUACUUGCGCAUUUGAGUUCUUUCCCGCCACCCCCAGAGUCCAGAUCUCAUUGGGCUAACCUGCCGGGAUUUGAACAACUUAUUCGCGAGUCAUGGCGUAGACCGGAACACGACGACGACGAUAAAGCAUAUGAUCGAUGGAUUAACCUGAAUGCGUUUGCCGCUCGGCUUUACGGUGGAAAUAUCGUCGAAUGGUACGACCUUGGGAUUUCCUCCGUCCGUGACGCAUUUGAACUUGACUAUCAUCCCGAACCCCGGGAGAUAUCGGGCUUCCGCUGUGGCCAAUUCUACAAGGUCCUAAACGGCUUUGACGUUGUGACCUGGAGUGUUAAGAGUAAGGCUUCAAUGGCUAAUCACUUUUUGCCUACCCUCGGCGAAAAGUACGAAAGUCCUACGGAGUAUUAA